Blepharisma stoltei is the source of this 937-nucleotide messenger RNA. NCBI's taxonomy places the organism in Eukaryota, Ciliophora, Heterotrichea, Heterotrichida, Blepharismidae. The record is from the annotation of a GenBank genome assembly.
AUGGGCAACAGAAUUCAUAGAGAUAAUGAAGCACAGGAACUUGCAGUGAGAUACCCAGAAAACUCUGGCUUCGCACCAAACCAGCCUUUAAUUAUGCAAGGUCCUGAAGAAGACCAAGAUUCCACACCGCCAAUGAAUCCAAUACAAACAAUUAAAGGUUCUAGCCACUUGCACGCACAGAGUGUCAAGCUAAUUCAAGACCCCAGCAGCAAUAGCACCUAUUUCAUCACAUUUUCAUUUGAUACCAGAGUGGAUUGCACUAUAAAUGCUUAUUUUUUAGCAGCAGAGCAUUUUCUUGAAGAAGGAAAAAUCCAAUACAAUUGCAAAGAUCAACGAAACUCUCUGCCAAUGAGUUUUAACUUUGGACCUGGUAUAAAUCAAUUACACUUUUAUAAUACCUGCAGCAUUUAAAAAGAGCAACCAAUUACCUAUUUUGGCAGAAAAUACGAUAUUUAUUAUAGUAAAAUAAAUUUUUUUUCUGUUUUUUUGCAUAUUUCCUGAGAAUUUUCUGAAAAUGGAUUUUCAAAAAUACACUCAAGCAGAACUUGGGUUUGUGGACAGCAGAUACUUUCCUCUGGUUUUAGAAAUAAAGCCACAAAAUAUAAGCUCAUCAGAAAGCACACUAAUCUCAUUUAGGCAGUCUUCUGAUGGGUAUUCUCCAAAGAUAAUACAGCAAAGAGUGCAGUUUGGCGACAAGCUUUAUGAAUUGAAAGAGGUUUAUGGUUCUCCAACUAAUAGAAAUGGGAUAGACGAAGAAAAUCAGUUAUGCUCUAUAUGUUUGGAACAUAGAAGAAACACAAUUGUUAUACCCUGCUGCCAUAUGUGCUUAUGUGUCCGCUGUGGAAAUUUUUUGAGAACUCAGAUUAAUAAGAAAUGCCCAAUUUGCAGGACAGAAGCUGAUUCACUGGUUAAGGUGACUUUUGAUGAAAGAGUUUAG